AUGCCUUCGUCAUCGCCCCACGAUGCUGUCAUCCCCCCGCGGCCGCCACCACCACCGUCGUCGCGCACCGAGAUGGAGGAGCUGCCAUCCCUCAGCCGGCUCGUCUCGCUUGCUAACCCCUGUUUCCACCCCAGCUCCGUCGCCUCCUUUCUCUUCCCCAUAUUCGCUUCCUACAAGGCUCUGAAGACGUCCGAUCCGGCCGAACUGACGCCCUGGCUCAUGUACUGGGUCGUCUUCAGCUGCUGCCUACUAGUCGAGUCAUGGGUCUCGUUCAUCCUCGCCUGGGUUCCCUUUUACGGGUACAUGCGCCUCCUCUUCCUUCUCUACCUCAUCCUGCCGCAGACGCAAGGCGCUCGCAUCAUCUACGAGGAACGGGUCCAUCCCUUCCUGGAGGAGAACGAGGCGAGCAUCGAUGACUUCAUCGCCAGCGCCCACGAUCGGCUCAAGACGGCAGGCAUUUCGUACUUCCGCCAGGCCAUCGAGUACAUAAAGACUUCCAUACUCGGCUUGCCGCCGACGGAGCCACCGCCCGAGCCGGCGGCCGCACAGAGCUAUACCCAGGCGCUUCUCGCGCGGUUCAGUGUUCCAACGACGAGGUGGACUUCCGCCGCCAGCACGGGCAACGACUUCUACAACCUUCUGGCCGGUGCCGUAUCCGCCGCCACGGGCGCUGGUAGGAACGGGAACGAUGGCGGAGGCGGCGGCAUGACCGACUCGGGCACGCUCAUUCCACCGAACCUGCGCGGUUCGGCUGAGAAGAUGAGCUUCAUCGCCGCCCAGCGCGAACGACUCAACAUUCUUCUGUCGGUGCUCGACCACGAAGCGCAAGAGAUCCAGCGCAACGACCAAUCUCGGUCGGCUACGGCGGCGGCGGCGGCGACGGCGACGACGCCGGGAGAAGCGCAGGACGAGGAUGCGACGCAGCGACCGCCCAGCGGACUCAGCGUGUGGAGCGCCCUGAGCAAGAGCCGCAGCGAGACCGACUUUGAAAAGGUCGAGGCCGAGAGCCCCACCGAAGAAGACAGCACGCUGCGCCGGCGACGUACCUCGGGCGCCAGCACGAGAUCGUGGAGGACCUGGGGAUGGGGUGGCAGCGCCGACACCAGCGCGAGCUCGGCGCAGGAGGAGUAG
This is a messenger RNA of Drechmeria coniospora, 1131 nucleotides long. Its product is annotated as pathogenicity protein. The record is from RefSeq and is a predicted model, not a curated record. The transcript is spliced from 2 exons. NCBI's taxonomy places the organism in Eukaryota, Fungi, Ascomycota, Sordariomycetes, Hypocreales, Ophiocordycipitaceae. Bases 1 to 1131 code for a protein of 376 amino acids.